Molecule: messenger RNA, 465 nt
Organism: Capsicum annuum
Lineage: Eukaryota; Viridiplantae; Streptophyta; Magnoliopsida; Solanales; Solanaceae
Exons: 1
Coding region: 1-465 (154 amino acids)
Source: RefSeq, a predicted model, not a curated record
AUGUCUUCAUUCAAUCCCCUAACUUCUAUCCUGAAUCAAAAUAAACUAGAAGGUCAUAACUAUGUGGACUGGAAACGUAAUUUGGCUAUUGUUCUUACUGCUGAGGGUUUCAAAUUUGUGCUGGUUGAGGAAUUUCCUAUUAAGUCGGUCGAACCCACUGAUGAUGAGACUAAAGCCUACAAUAAGUGUGUUAAGGCUGACAAGAUAGUGAGAUGCUACAUUCUUGCCUCAAUGACAAAUGUAUUGCAGCAUCAGUAUCAGUUCAUGACUACUGCUUAUGAUAUGCUCAAAUCUCUCAAAAACAUGUUUGGUGAGAAAAAUCGUGCUGCAAAGCAAAUGACCAUAAAAUUCCUCUUGACUAUGAAAAUGAUUGAAGGAACUUCAAUGAGGGAGCAUGUUCUUAAAAUGAAAAGUCUGUUGUAUGAGCUGAAAAUUCUUGGUGUGGUUAUUAAUAAGGAAUCUUAG